This is a messenger RNA of Periophthalmus magnuspinnatus, 3348 nucleotides long. RefSeq names its product secretory carrier-associated membrane protein 1. The coding region runs from base 167 to 1186 and encodes 339 amino acids. NCBI's taxonomy places the organism in Eukaryota, Metazoa, Chordata, Actinopteri, Gobiiformes, Gobiidae. The transcript is spliced from 9 exons. Gene Ontology annotation, cellular component: recycling endosome membrane; trans-Golgi network membrane. Gene Ontology annotation, biological process: protein transport. The record is from RefSeq and is a predicted model, not a curated record.
GUCAGGAUCACGCAGCCUCUGCCAUCUUUGUACUGGGCUAAGCUAAGCGACAGGGCUCUCCAUCAGCUGGAAGGGACUGCAGCCUGCAAAGAAAGGCAGUCGAGUCAAAUCAUUUAGAGCGUAGGAGAGCCCAUUUUCUCAUACAACCGACAUUUAAACCUGAACAAUGUCCGAUUUCGACAGUAACCCGUUUGCAGACCCGGACUUCAGCAACCCCUUUCAGGAUCCUUCGGUGACACAGGUGACGAGAUCUGCCCCUCCUGGUGGUCUGGAAGAGUAUAACCCCUUCACUGAUGCCAGAACGUCGGGAAAUGCCUCCAAAUCUGCCCCUGCUCCUGCCCAGAAUACACAACCUGCCAUAAUGAAGCCCACAGAAGAGCCUCCUGCAUAUUCACAGCAACAAACUCAGGACCAGGCGCGGGCCCAGGCUGAGCUGUUGAGGAGGCAGGAAGAGCUGGAGAAGAAAGCAGCAGAGCUUGAUCGACGGGAGAGAGAGCUGCAGUCUCACGGAGUAGGAGGUCGGAAGAACAACUGGCCACCUUUGCCUAAAAAGUUUCCUGUUGGGCCAUGCUUCUAUCAUGACAUAGCAGUGGACAUUCCUAUAGAGUACCAAAAGACCGUCAAAAUCAUGUACAAUCUGUGGAUGUUUCAUGCAGCAACCCUUUUUGUGAACAUGUUUGGCUGCCUGGCCUGGUUCUGCGUGGAUCCAUCUCGUGGGGUGGACUUUGGUCUUGCCAUGCUAUGGUUCCUGCUUUUUACACCAUGUUCUUUUGUCUGCUGGUACAGACCGCUUUAUGGGGCUUUUAGGAGUGACAGCUCAUUCAGAUUUUUUGUCUUCUUCUUUGUCUAUAUUUGCCAAUUCGGAGUUCAUGUACUGCAGAGUAUUGGUAUUACUAGUUGGGGAACAUGCGGCUGGAUUGCAGCACUAACAGGUCUGAACAAAAGUAUCCCCGUAGGCAUCAUCAUGUUACUUAUUGCAGCACUGUUCACUGCCCUUUCUGUGGGAUCUCUCAUCAUGUUUAAAAAGGUACAUGCGCUGUACCGCACCACAGGUGCCAGCUUUGAAAAGGCUCAACAGGAGUUUGCCACUGGAGUCAUGUCAAACAAGACGGUUCAGACCGCUGCUGCAAACGCUGCAGCUAAUGCUGCUACAAAUGCUGCACGUGGGGCUUUCAAAGCCCCAUAAAUAAUCAUAGUACAUACGUAUGUACACAGUCAACUUACACAUACACCCAUAGACAUAACCAUUUCAGAGAAACAGCACGGCCCCUCAUACUCUUAUAACACUUUCUCGUUAUGAAUGCUGUAAUGUUCAAUUGCUAAACAAACCAUUGUAAUGUGUGAAAGAAGACAGAAAUUGUCCCUCCUAUCCUUGGUAAGAAAACUGCAACAAUUAGCCCAUCUUUAACUUCCUAAAACCACCAGUACACAUCAGUUUUAUGUUUUAGUCUCUACAGUUUUUACUGGUUAGGCUACAGGCUAUUACUCACAUUUGUGAGGAACUGGAUAAUUGGUUUUCAUAUUUAGCAUAUCAUUCUUAAAGUGCAAUGAGUCCAUGUUUUCCUUUCUAGAACAUGGCUGUGACGAUAUCUCUGAAAUGUAAAUGAAAUGUAUCUGCACUGUAUAUUGCCUUUUUCAGUAACCAGAGAUACGAGUCAUCUGAACAGAAAAUGAUUGUGUUCCUUGUGAGAACUGGACUUUUGUGACUCAUACGUCAUACGUCACUUUUAUUGGCAAAGACGGUUAUGUGCAGCUUUGCUGUGCUUAACUCCAAAUUGACAGCAUGAUAAAGACAUGCAUGUUUAGCUCCUAAAACAUUUCUAUGGCAAGGUCUUCGUGUCCACAAAGUACUAGCCUUUUGUUGUAGCUACUGGUGUAGCUGGCUUUGAGGAAUGUCAGACUGCUUUUUGCUGUUGGGUUUGGUAAGAAGUGAAGCUUCUGCAUGUCCUUAUGGCUAUUCGAUUAAAUUGGCUUUGUUGGGCACUAUUACUAACCAUAAUAAUUGUACAAGAAAUGGUCAUCAGUGAUUGAACAUCAAACAUUGUAGAUUGAAGAAUUUGUUUUAUAAUGGAUUUUGAAUGUGUGGUGUAUUUUCCAUUGUGCUUUUUCCAAAACUACUGAACACUAAAACAAAUAGGUCAAACAUGGAUAACUCCAGUGGGUAUCACUAGUAUUGUCAUGAUUGUAUCACUACAAGUUAAACUUUACUUUUUAACUCUACUUCUACAUCAUUUAUGUCAUUUUAAGUAUCAGUAUUAACUGUAGUUAGUUACUGCAUUUUCUGGUUAUAACUAUUAAGGACACAGACCAGACCAGGUCAUAGCAGAGGACUGUAGUCAGUAUUCAAGUUCUGCCAUUUGGUGAGGAGUCAUUGCCAGGUUGAAACAGACUUAAGUAAUAUCAUGAUUUGUUCAGUUUUAAGCAGUGAUUUUAGUGUUGUACAGACUUCUGUCACUUAAUGAAAUGACGUUGAUGGCAUCUUGUGUAUUACCCUGGCUAGCACCGGAGUUGGUGGUGAUAAGUGUGUGCAGAUGUGUCAAGAACUGACUAUUUUUGCUGCUGUUGCUCUAAAUAUGUGCAGACGAAAUGCUUCUGAAAGUGUCAAGUGGUCAGUACGUUUCCAUGUUAUAUUAUUGGCCAAUAUUAUAGCAGUAUCUUUUUUUUUUUUUUUUUGAGAAUUCUGUAAUGAAAUCAUUGCACAUCAUUGUCCAUUUUAGUGCAAUGGCUUUGUUUUUUAUUUAUGUUUUAAUUUAAACUGCAUUUCAGAUAUUGCUCUGUUUGAUUUAAAUAUACAUGUCUGUGCUUUUUAUAGCAGAAGUUAGCCAAUGAGAAAUAAUUUGUCCUAGAAAGUGUGUUUGUGUUGGAGUGAAUGGUGGUACGACUGAAGCGAUCUCCCUCAAGUGUAAUUCAGUGUACUUAAAAGCUGUGAGAAAUCUACCAAAUGUCCAUAUUUGUUUUUAUGCGUGUUGUAUGUUUUACUUAUUUGAAAUGAUAACUUUGUUUUGGUCACACAACUUUCAUGUCUGUCAUUUUCACAGUUGUGUCAAGCCAUGUGCGGCGAUGUAUCUAUUUAUGAAACCGGUCUGCAGUACAGAACGAAUCGCUUGGAUUACCCUGACAUAGAACUGACGUUUUUGAUCUGUGAUUAUAUUAUUCACUGAAUCAGAGAAGAUAUUUGUCUAAAAGGGACACCUGUAUAUUUUGUAAAAUUGAAAAUUUGAUCCACACAAUCAAUCAUAUGUAAAAAAGAAAAGUUACACACACUGUCUGGCCUUUGUCGCAUGUGAAAUAGUUUUGCGUUUUGUAUAUUUAUGGUAUUAACAUGAAUAAAAAUUUGAAACAAGUCAG